AUGGAGGCAGGGAAGGCCGCUGAUGCUUUCGGUCUCUUGCCCGGUCACGAAAUACAAGUUGCUGACGGCGAGUCCGCCUACACUCAAGCUAAGCUUGGUGGCCCCGCCACAUGGGUGCGACUGCCCAAAGAUCGAUGGCUGCCCGAAUGGCAUGGGAAGUAUCAUGACCCGGUUGUGCGUCUUGUAUUGGCCCUUUACGGGCACCCGGAUGCCGGUGGAUUCUGGGAACAGCAUUGCGAAAAGGCUCUCCGCUCUGUUGGCUUCGAGCAAUGCCCUGACUGGAAGAGCGUGUUUCGCCAUCCCAAGCUUAACCUUAUGCUUGUGGUCUACGUCGAUGAUUUUAAGCUCAGUGGACCAAAGGCCAAUCUGGCCACAGGGUGGGAGCUCAUGGCAUCAAAGAUUAAGUUGGAGCCGCCCUCGAGCAUCAAACGUUAUUUGGGUUGUGAGCAUGAACCCAAGAAGGCAUUUCCCGAGCUCACUUUUGGCGAUCGUGACACUACUGUCGCUCAGGGCUCUGUCGGUCCUCGCGAAAUCCGAAUGAUCAAGUACGAUAUGCGAUCGUUCAUGGAGCAAUGUGUCUCUCGCUAUGUCGAGCUCUGUGGUCCGAAAUACAAAGCCACCUUGCGGUCGGCUGACACGCCGUUUCUCGAUGAGUCACGACCGGAGUUCGAUACUAAUCCGGAUCGUCCCGAGGUGAACCGUUUGUUGGGCCAUCCCACCGAUACGCCUAUACCUCCUGGUAAGGGCGUUCUCGGUGACUGCGCUGCCGCUGUCCUGAUGAAAAUCUUGUAUGGUGCUCGCAUGGGGCGAUACGAUCUCAUCCGUCCUGUGCAGGCACUUGCUAGUCUCAUCACCAAGUGGGAUGGUUUGUGUGACAAGAAGCUCCAUCGUUUGGUGUGUUAUAUCAACUCCACCCUCGAUCUCAAUUUAUAUGGUUGGAUUGGUGAUGCGCCCGAGAUGUUAGAGCUUGUGCUCUAUUGCGAUGCUGAUCUUGCGGGCGACCGCACUGAUUCCAAGAGCACGUCUGGUGUCUUCAUGUGUCUUCUUGGCCCGCGUAGCUUUAUGCCUCUUAAUGCGCUGUCCAAGAAGCAGACUUCUGUGUCAAAGUCUACUCCCGAAGCCGAAAUUGUCUCCCUUGAUCACGCCGUCUAUAAACUGGGAUUGCCCGCUCUCUCCAUGUGGGAGUAUAUGUUGGGCCGUCGCUUCCGUUUGCGUGUCAUGGAGGACAAUGAAGCUGCCAUCCGAGUCAUUAUCACUGGUCACAAUCCUAAUAUGCGUCAUAUGUCCCGUACCCAGCGUAUCGAUAUUUCUGCGUUGAAUGAACGCUACCACGCUGGUGACUUUCUAUUUGUGACGUGUCCCUCUCAGUUUGAGGCUGGUGAUAUCCUGACCAAGGCCUGCACUGAUGCCAAAGCGAAGGCAUAA
This is a messenger RNA of Symbiodinium sp. CCMP2592, 1425 nucleotides long. Lineage: Eukaryota; Dinophyceae; Suessiales; Symbiodiniaceae. The record is from the annotation of a GenBank genome assembly.